This is a messenger RNA of Lethenteron reissneri (Far Eastern brook lamprey), 1658 nucleotides long. RefSeq names its product E3 ubiquitin ligase TRAF3IP2-like. Gene Ontology annotation, biological process: humoral immune response; positive regulation of canonical NF-kappaB signal transduction. Lineage: Eukaryota; Metazoa; Chordata; Hyperoartia; Petromyzontiformes; Petromyzontidae. The record is from RefSeq and is a predicted model, not a curated record.
GCGCCGAGAGGAACUGGCACCACGGCCCAGCGGAGGGAGAAGCCUUCUCGCCCGGCGCGCCACCGGCGUGCUCUCCCGGCGGCGCCCGGACGCAAAGCAUCGUCCUUCCAGACCGACAGCGCAAGAUUUUCGUCACAUAUUCUUUGGACAACGACGCCCACAUCGGCAAGGUCAUCUCCUUCGUGACCUGGCUCCGUAAAAAUGGAUUCUACACAGAGAUGGACAUGUUCGACACGCUGCUGCAAGGCAUGAGUAAGAUCGAGUGGAUGGACCGCUUUCUGGACGACAAGGACUACCUGAUCGUGGUGAUAAUCAGCCCCAAAUACAAGCGAGACACAGAGACUCCGGCUGGCAGUGACGAGCACGGAUUGCACACACACUACAUUCACCAGCAGAUGAAGAACGAGUACAUUCAGAACGGGAGCAAGAACUUCCGCUUGGUGCCCGUGCUGUUUCCCGGGGCGACCAAGGGGCACGUGCCGAGCUGGCUGAACAACACCAUCGUGUACCCGUGGCCCGGCAAGCAGGAGGACCUGAUGCUCCGCCUGUGUCGCCGCGAGAAGUACGAGAUCCCUCCGCCGGGGCCUCUGCCCGUCAUCGUCGCACAGCCCUUCGGCUCCAAGUAGCGAGGAGUGACCUAACCCCCAACUACCACCUCAUUGGCGCGAAGGCACUGCCGCUAGAGUGCGCCCUGCCGGAAUAAUCCUCCUGUCGCUUUCGUCGUCGUCGGAACGAGCGUCGGAUCGAGCGUCGGAUCUUAGAAUUGUUCUCUUUUGUUGUAAUGUUUUCACAUCGCCGUUGCUAAUCGCAGGCCCAGGACGACUCUGACCAGGGCUUUUACGUUUCUCGCUCGAUAUUUUCCGGGUCGCUUUGUAGACUUUGGGAGUAGGUUGGCACGUGACCGGCAGGAGCCACAGGCAAAGAGGCGAGAGGGGUAUUAUACUGGAUGUGGUGUGCCGGGUGCGGACCCGAGGAGGAGACCCGACUGAUAUUAAUGAAGCCCUGCUUAAUAAAGCAAAGUGGCCAGUAACUAAGAGCAGUAACUAAGAGCAAUAUUCAUAGCGUAGAGCAGAUGAGAACCAUAACGUAUCUUGAACCGGGCAAGGUUGUAGCUAUCUGGAGUAAGAGACGAUGAUGGGAGGAGGAACUUCCCGAGUGGAGCGGUGCGAGGGACGAAGCAGAACGAGAGGUGAGGUGACCUGCAGUGUGGUGAGUGGGCAGGGGGGUGAGUGGGUGUUGUCGUGACCUGCAGUGUGGUGGUUGGUGGUUUUACGCAGUCUCGAGAUGACCUAAUGAUCAGUCUGGUGGACAUGGGUCCUCAACACGACACGAGGAAUCUACGACUAUAAUCCGUCGUAUUAAAAGGGUUACAAAAAUCUGGCCCGGUUGUCGACCUCUGGUGGGGGGGGGGGGGGGGGGGGUGGGGGCAUCUCAUCGGCAGAGUUUGGCUUAUUAAACGAACACUGCUGGGAUGCCACCAGUUGUUGUUGGCAGGAGCACUCCGUCUAAACAACGUAUGCACGUUGAACUUCAGGUAGGUGCGGGCGAAAGGACAACAAGCUGAUCACGACAAGCAGUUCUAAACAAAUUCGUUUUCAAUCUCGAUUAUUUCUAAGCGCAUGGCUCCCAAUGGCUUCCUAAUGUCGGAAGGAAGAGCA